Molecule: messenger RNA, 3304 nt
Organism: Nematolebias whitei (Rio pearlfish)
Lineage: Eukaryota; Metazoa; Chordata; Actinopteri; Cyprinodontiformes; Rivulidae
Gene: amotl2b
Product: angiomotin like 2b
Exons: 11
Coding region: 303-2357 (684 amino acids)
Biological process (GO): angiogenesis; actin cytoskeleton organization; regulation of cell migration
Cellular component (GO): cytoplasmic vesicle; plasma membrane; bicellular tight junction
Source: RefSeq, a predicted model, not a curated record
CUGACAUUCCGACCUCAGUCCCUCCUCAGUUACUUAUUACCGCCGCCUGCUCUGCCUCCACAAUCAUUUCACAGCGACAAGAGGAGCGAGGCAGCCCGUCCUGGGGGACAGAGACAGCAUGAGACACGUUUGACUCCACAAAACUCAAGGGGAAUACUGGAAAUACGGAAUUUCACGUCCACACUGAGGCGACAUGAAGAGCGCGUGAGCUGGUUCACAUUAGAUAAACAUUUUUCCACAUUGAAAAGAAGAAGCAACUUAGUUGAUACUCGGAGAGAGAACUUUGUUCACGCUGUAUAAUAAUGUCGUCCACUGAGGAGCCGUCCGGCACGGUCCUGCACCGGCUCAUCCAGGAGCAGCUCCGCUAUGGAAACCCCACAGACACCCGCACCUUGUUGGCCAUCCAGCAGCAGGCCCUGCGUGGAGGCAGCAGCGGAAGCAACAGUGGACCCAGUGAAAUGAGCAGGAGCCCACAGUCCUCACUGGAAAGCCUGACCCAGGAGGACCCAGCGCUCCCUCAGCUCUCCGCGAGGCAGGAGCCUCAAGGCCAAGAGCACCAGGGAGACUACCAUCACUCGGAAAGCAGCUACCAGCUGCACGGAGAGAUGCUGCCGACCUAUGAGCAGGCCAAGGUGCACUCUCAGUACCUGUCCUCCAACUGGGCUCAGGGACAGCUUCUGCUCCACGAUGGGACCUUCCAUCAGGGAGCAGAUCUGCUGCAGCAGAAGUGCGGCCACGUGCGCUCACUCAGUGAGCACCUCAUGCAGAUUUCUCUGGAGAGGAGGGAUGCUGCGGCUAAAGCCGAGGCCAUCAAGGCCAACUACCACAGCUACCCGGAGCUUCCCUACUACACACCACAGUACAUUCAGAGCACAGGGCAAAGCAUGGACAAACGCAACCCGCCGCCGGAGUACACCGCCCCCAUCCAGGGUCCGGCAUUUAUCCAGGAGCCAGUGCAGCCUCAGCAGCACAGGUAUGUUCAGUCUGCUCAGGCAGCAGAAGCCCCCAGCUACAACACAUUUAACAGCCUGCCCCCUGCUGGCCUGGAGGAACCCAACCAGGUGGAGCUGCUAAUGAUGGAAAAUGAGAGACUGAGGCAGGAGCUGGACAUGCACAGGGAGAAGACUGGCCGCAUUCAGAAGCUGGAGCAGGAGAUCCAGCGUAUUUCAGAGGCCUAUGAGACACUGAUGCAGGGCAGCAGUAAGAGAGAAAACCUGGAGCAGACGCUGAGGAGGCGGUUGGUGGCUGAACUCAGGCGGCUGCAGGAUUUCAACAGAGACCUCAGAGAAAACCUGGACAACGCCAGAACCCACGUUGCAAAAGAAGUAAAGGCAGCCGACCACAACCAGCACAUCAUGGCGAAACUCCUUGAACAAAAUGAGGAGCAGAACUACGAGCGCGAGCGCGUCGAGCGGGAGCUGCAGCGUUUGCGAGUGGCCGCAGAAGAGCAGGGUGUCAGAGCGAAGCGGCUCGAGGAGGCCCUGGAGGCAGCUCGGGGACGAGGCCGCCAGCUCGAAGAGGAGCUGAGGAGGAAGAGGGCCUAUGUGGAGAAGGUGGAGAGGCUUCAGAGCGCGCUGGCUCAGCUGCAGUCCACCUGCGAGAAGAGGGAGAGCCUGGAGAUGAAGCUGAGGACGAGGCUAGAGCAGGAGCUGAAGAGUCUGAGGGCACAGCAGAGGCAGUCCCAGCCUCCAGGACUGACCAUGAACUCGCUCCAGGAGCGGCUGCGAGAGCGCGAGGAGCGAAUCCUGGCCCUGGAAACCGACAUGGUGCGCUGGGAGCAGAAGUACCUGGAAGAAAGUACCAUGAGGCAGUUUGCCAUGGAGGUGGCUGCCACCGCUGCUGCUCAGAGAGACACUACCAUCAUUAACCACUCGCCCUGCCACUCCUCCAGCAACAGCUUCAACGAGGACCUGCCCGUCGCUGACUACAGGAACCAGGAGAUGGAGAAUAGGAUCCGCGCUCUGUAUGCUCAAAUUUUGGAAAAAGAUGCUGUGAUCAAGAUCCUCAACCAGAGGCUGCACCACGAUCAAAAUCCAAAGGAUGAGAGGAGUCUCCGAACAAACCUCAUUAACACAGGAGCUCCCCUCCGCCCGGCCUCCUCCACUCCCUCCAUUUGCACCUUCAGCGCUAUGAGUCGAGAUAAAAAUCUGUCAGACGAUCAAACUUUGCCAGUCUGUCAGUUCUCUGCUCAGUCGGAGCCGUCGACACUAGAACGACAGCUGGAAGGAAUCAAAUCCAAAGAGAUCGCCAGCACAGCUAAGCUUAACGACGAUAAUUCAGCAACUAAAAAGAUGCUGGUGAAUCCAUUCAGGGGACUGGAUGACGUGGAGCCGGAGGCGGUGGAAAUCUUUAUUUAAAGGACCGGGAUGAGGCAAGCAGACAAAAUCUGGACUAUCUGUGAAGACUGCAAGAAUACAGACAAAUUACUGGAUCCAAGAAUGUUAAAAAAGAAAGAGUUGCUUAAAAAAAGAGACUGUGAGCUGUGCUCUGACCUACUUUCUUCUCACUGAGCUGGGCAGCUGCAGGCGGUUCUGCCUGGCACAGUGAGAAACAUGAAUCUUCUGAGGUACUUGUUGGACAGUAUUGUGGAUUCUAAUACAUAUUCUCAGAGUAUAUGCCAAAAAAAUAUUUAUAUAAAUCGAUUUAUAUAUAAAAAAUGCUGCUUCCCUUUCUUUAUUACCCCCUUUAUUUCUUUCCCAGUUAAAAAGCUGAAUCUAAUGUGGUUUCCACAUUCCCUAAAUAUUAACGUCAGCCUUGUCUACAUAAAUAUUCAGUUGAGGGUUAGCUAUGUGACCUGCAUUCCCUUCUUCUUUUUUUUUUUUUUAAACAAAAAGUGGAUUUAAUCUUGAAUAAUUUCAUUCCCAAUACAGAUGAGAUCUCUUUGGAAAACUUCCCUGACUUUGUUUUAAUAAUUUAAGCUGAAAACACAAGAUUUAAAGCUCUCCCUGGUCAUAUUUCUUCAGCCUGAGGAGCUGGUUCUGCUCAGGUUUUUGACGUAUGUGAACAGCGAGCUGCUUAAUAUAUGAUUUUACUUAAUUUUGUAAGUUUGUACUUUUGGGAUGUAGCUUUGUGGUGUUGUUGGUUGUGUUUUUCCUCUCCAAGGAUGUUUGCAUGCGUGAUAUCGUGUGUGUGUGUCCUGAUGUGGUGAUCCUGCUGGUUUGGUUACCACUGAGGGGCAAUGAGGUGUUCUGUCCGUUCUUUUGUGUUUACUGUGAGCUUCAAACUAACAAACAGGUUAAUUAUUGUUAUUAUAUAUUUUAUACAGAUAUUAUUUUUAGAUACAGCAGUGCUUUCAGGACAACGC